Messenger RNA from Doryrhamphus excisus (bluestripe pipefish), 2404 nucleotides. RefSeq lists its product as uncharacterized. The record is from RefSeq and is a predicted model, not a curated record. Gene Ontology annotation, molecular function: DNA-binding transcription activator activity, RNA polymerase II-specific; RNA polymerase II cis-regulatory region sequence-specific DNA binding. Lineage: Eukaryota; Metazoa; Chordata; Actinopteri; Syngnathiformes; Syngnathidae. Gene Ontology annotation, biological process: regulation of transcription by RNA polymerase II. Gene Ontology annotation, cellular component: nucleus.
GUUGUAAAGGUCGGGCUAAGGCUAAGUGCUGUGCCGACGCUUGACAAUGAAAUAAUCCGACACUAAUUUCUUCAAUAUAACGCGGCGUCAAUAAGUAGAGUGGUCGUGUAUCCUUUGGCGUACUUGACGCUGAGAAGAAAAAGGCAAAGUGCAGCGAACUGUCGGUACCCGGAUGUUGCAUUCAAAAUGGUGAGUGCGCAAUGAUGGACACUUACCACCAGAAAUAGUCGCCAUCUUGGCUACGUAGCGGAAGGGGAGUGACUACCUUGAAAUAAUGGCGACUGGUGAGCAAAAAGUACUCGAAAAAGUACUCAAUAGAAAUAGUAAAAUGUGUAAAAGUAGUGAGUAGAAAAGGCGGGUCACUUUUACGAUCAUCAUUUUCGGCAAGUGCAUAACGACAGAUCAGCCACAGCUGACUCUCUCCGUCUGGAACGAGGACUACCAGCCCGGGGAUCAGGCGCAGGAAGAGGAGGAGGAGUGGAUAGCGCCUCUGGAGAACGAAAUUUCAGAGAGCGGGGAGUACAAGAACAAGGUCAGCGUCAUGGCGCCGUAUUCUGACUUUCCAAGCGGCAAAGGAAAAAGUCCCCAACAAAGCACUUCACAGGGGCAGACGACGGCGGUGGCGUGCGGCGACGAGGCCUCCUUCGGCGCCACAGCUAUGGACAGCGACGAGGAGUGGAAAGCCGACGAGAGCAUUCCCAGCGACGACAGCGCCGACGAGUGGAAGAAGGGCAAAAAGAAAGCGGGCAGGAAACCCAAAUCGGACAUCAGCUGCAAAGUCUGCGGGAAGAGCUUUCACGCCAUGAUCUCUCUGGCCAAUCACAGCGAGGCUCACCCUAAAGACAUGUGCGGCGUCUGCGGCCAGCGCUUCGAAUCCGAGGCCGACUUUGACGUUCACAUCAAGACGCACGCCAGAGGCAGCGUGUGCAGCGUUUGCGGCAAAGGCUUCGGGACGUCCAAGGCGCUGGAGACGCACAUGAGGGUCCACACGGGCGAGAAGCCCUUCAAGUGCACCGAGUGCCACAAAGCCUUCAACUGUCAGCACAACAUGCGGCGGCACAUGCGCACGCACACGGGGGAGAAGCCCUACGCCUGCCCCAUGUGCGACCAGCACUUCAACGACCACUCCACCAGGAAGCGCCACAUGAUGAUGCACGAGAGCGACCCCAUGCACGCCGCCGCAACGACAUCACCCAGUCCGCACAAGAGCAGGGUCAUAUGCGCCGUGUGCGGGAAGAUGUUCCACUCCCUCACCGCCUUGGUGAACCACAGCGCCAGUCACUCCACCGACUGCGGCGUGUGCGGCACCCACAUGGACUCUCAGGAGGACCUGAUGGUCCACCUGAAGACUCACUGCAACGGCAAAGCGUGCGACGUGUGCGGCAAGUGUUUUGAUGGCUGCAAAGACCUGGAGACGCACAUGAGGAUUCACACGGGCGAAAAGCCAUUCUCGUGCAGCCACUGCGGCAAAGCCUUCAACUACCAGCAAAACAUGAAGCGUCACAUGCGCACGCACACGGGAGAGAAGCCGUACACGUGCUCCGUGUGCGGCAAGCAGUUCAACGACUACUCGGCCAGGAAGCGACACCUGCUGAUGCAUGAGAACAAGAAGAAUGCCGAAGAAAACGACGGCGGCCAAGUGGAGAUCACUCCUAAACCCAAGCGGCGAGAAAUCUGUGUUGUGUGCGGGAAGAUGUUCCACUCCAUCAUCUCUUUGGUGAACCACGCCAACACGCACCUGACGGACUGCGGCGUGUGCGGCACCCGUGUGGACUCCCAGGACGACUUGAUAGUCCACCUGAAGACUCACAGGAACGGCAAAGUGUGCCACCUGUGCGGCAAGUGUUUCGACAGCCGCCGGGACCUGGACACGCACCUGAGGGUGCACACGGGCGAGAAGCCCUUCUCCUGCAGGGUGUGCAGCAAGGCCUUCAACUGUCUGCACAACAUGAAGCGACACAUGCGCACGCACACGGGCGAGAAGCCCUUCGCCUGCUCCGUGUGCGGCCGCUGUUUCGCCGACCGCUCCGGCCUGAAAAAGCACACCACCGUGCACACCGGAGAGAAAGCGCACAGCUGUGAGAUCUGCGGGAAGAGCUUCUUCCGGAAGGCCUACGUGAGACUUCACAUGAAGUGCCACUCUGCUGACAAACAACCCACGCCUCCUGAUUUCCACUGAGGUCUGAACGCGUACCAAUGAAAGCAUGGGGGCCACUUUGAUACUUUUUAUACACGCCCGUGCUAAAACCAGUCCGGUAUAGAUGGAUAUAUGCUCCGCUAUCUGAACAUUACGUCCACAUCAUGGCUUUAUGUUAGUGCUGACUAAACUCAUCGAUAAGAGUCUUUCUGCUUUCAGUUUCCAUUGUUUCCUUCCUUUUUAAAUAAACUUUAUGCGUGAACUCUU